Molecule: messenger RNA, 714 nt
Organism: Linum tenue
Lineage: Eukaryota; Viridiplantae; Streptophyta; Magnoliopsida; Malpighiales; Linaceae
Source: the annotation of a GenBank genome assembly
GCAAAACCCCACAAAAUCCCCCCCUUAAAACCACGAACUUCCAUCUUAUUACUCAUUGCUCUCUCCAUUCACAAUUUCUCUCCUUCCAGCCCAAACAAGCCAGCCAUGACCAAACUCCUCCUCACUUCCCUACUCCUCCUCUGCGCCACCAUUUCCACGGCGGCAGCACCAGCCAACCCGAGAUCCAGCGCCGCCGCGGCGGCGGCGGCAGCCAGCUUCAUAAAAUCCUCCUGCAGCGCCACAACCUACCCGGCCCUCUGCGUGCAGUCCCUCCUCUCCUACGCGCCCACCAUCCAGCGGAGCCCAAAGCAGCUGGCCCAGGCCGCCCUCGCCGUCAGCCUGUCCCGGGCCCAGUCCACGAGAUCCUACGUCCGGGCCCUGGCCCGGUUCGAGGGGCUCAGGCCCAGGGAGAAGGCCGCGAUCCGGGACUGCGUCGGGGAGAUCGGCGACACCGUGGACCGGCUCGGCAAGUCGAUCAGGGAGAUGAAAGCCAUGGGGGAGAAGAGGAGCGGGCCCCGGUUCGAGUGGCACUUCGGCAACGUGGCGACCUGGGUCAGCGCCGCGUUGACCGACGCGAAUACUUGUGUUGACGGGUUCGCCGGGAAGGCGUUGAACGGGAGGAUGAAGAGUGGGAUCGAGGCCCGGUUCACGAAUGCGGCCCAGUUUAUUAGUAAUGCUCUGGCUUUGGUGAACAAGUAUGGCGGCGGUCACUGA